AUGCCGAAAUAUUACUGCGACUACUGCGAUACGUUCCUCACUCAUGAUUCCCCAUCUGUACGUAAGACGCACAAUGGAGGACGUAAGCAUAAAGAGAACGUGCGAAUGUUCUACCAGCGAUGGAUGGAGGAGCAAGCACAAAAACUAGUAGAUGCUACAGCUCGAGCAUUCACGGGAGGAAAUACGGCCAAGCCAAUGGGCAAACCUAUGGGGGCUGCAAUGGGUGCACCGAUGAUGCCAGCAAUGAUGGGCAGGCCCCCAAUGAUGGGAGCUCCGGUUGCUGGUAUGCGCGGACCAAUGCCACCCUUCGGAUUUCCUGGAGCAAUGCCACCGUUUGGAGUUCCUAUGGGUAUGCCGCCUAUCCGUGGACCGCCUGCGCCAUUCCGAAGUGGACCUACUCAGUAG
Messenger RNA from Necator americanus (New World hookworm), 405 nucleotides. RefSeq lists its product as uncharacterized. The record is from RefSeq and is a predicted model, not a curated record. The coding region runs from base 1 to 405 and encodes 134 amino acids. NCBI's taxonomy places the organism in Eukaryota, Metazoa, Nematoda, Chromadorea, Rhabditida, Ancylostomatidae. Gene Ontology annotation, molecular function: pre-mRNA 5'-splice site binding; zinc ion binding. Gene Ontology annotation, cellular component: U1 snRNP; nucleus. The transcript has 3 exons. Gene Ontology annotation, biological process: mRNA splicing, via spliceosome; mRNA 5'-splice site recognition; spliceosomal snRNP assembly.